AUAUUAAAAUUCAUUUUUUAUCUUGUGGUUCAAUACAAUGAUGAAUAUUUUGGCUACUUUGAUAUUACUAGUAACACAAGUUCAUCAAAGUCAAUGUUUUGUUGAAGGAUUAUAUUGCGGUGAAGAGAGUUGUUAUGAUGUACUUCAAGUUUCUAGAGAUGCAUCCAGAAGUGAUUUGUCAAAAGCUUAUCGUAAACUUGCAAAACUGUAUCACCCUGAUGUUAGUAAACAUGAAGAUGCAGAUAUCAAAUUUCGUAAAGUUGCUACGGCCUAUGAAAUUUUGAGAGACGAUGAACAGAGGAAAGAUUAUGAUUAUAUGUUAGAUAACCCUGAAGAAGCAUACUACCAUUAUUAUAAAUAUUACAAAAGAAGAUUAACACCUAAAGUUGAUGUGCGUAUUGUUGUUGCUGUAACUAUAACAAUAAUAUCUAUUUUGCAGUAUUUACAAAAGCGUCAUCGCUAUGAAGAAGCUAUAAAUUAUGCAAUGCAAAAUCCAAAGUUUCGAAAUCAAGCCAUGCAGGUUAUUCAUCAAGAGGGGCUUCUUUCUUCUAAUAUAAAUACUAAGAAAAAUAAAAAUAAGAAAAGCAAGGAUGAGCGUAAACAAGAAGAAGAGAGAGUUUUGAGAGAAAUUGUUGAAGAUUCUAUUGAUAUAAAAGGUGGAUAUAGUAAGCCAACUUACCAAGAUGUUUUAUGGAUACAGUUAGUAGUUUUACCAUUUUAUUUAGUUGUUUAUGUUAAAUGGCUUCUUAGGUGGAUAUGGAAGUUUUGGUUUUUAAAACUAGAAUAUGGAAUGGAGGAAAAGGAAUAUUUGACAUAUAAAGGAUUAGGUUUUACUCAACAGUAUUGGGAAGCUCUUGAUAAAUAUUCCAAAGAAAAUUAUUUGAGUCGUGACCUUUGGAAAAAAGAAAAUCUUGAAUCGUAUAAGCUUGAGUUAGAGCAAGAAUAUAGAGUAAAACUUGCAGAAAGUGGUCGUCAUAAAAUGUGGAGGAGGUAUAUGAAAAAAGGUGGACCAGGUCAAAUGUCAUUUGCAGAAGAUUAGGAUAUAAUAAUAUAGUUAAUAUUUUUAUAUUAGAAAAUUUGGUUAUAAAAAUUUAUAGUAAUAAAACUUUUCAAGUUUUUGAAUGAAUUUAUUUUGGUUAUAUUUCAUUUUUGUUAUAGUGGUUUCACUUACUUUUGCAGUCAAAAUAAAAAAGUUUGAAAAUAAAGAUAUUAAAAAAAAGGGAAA
Molecule: messenger RNA, 1225 nt
Organism: Hydra vulgaris (swiftwater hydra)
Lineage: Eukaryota; Metazoa; Cnidaria; Hydrozoa; Anthoathecata; Hydridae
Product: dnaJ homolog subfamily C member 25 homolog
Biological process (GO): protein folding
Cellular component (GO): endoplasmic reticulum membrane
Source: RefSeq, a predicted model, not a curated record